UAGAUUCCAGAUAGCGGUCGUGAUUGAGAGGAGGGAGAGAGAGAGAGAGAGGGAGAGGAUAGAGGGAAACACGAUUGCCAAGUUCCUCUUCCUCUCUCUCUUCUGUGUUCUGCUGCUAUCUUACGAUUUCAGCCCCCUUUUGCACUUAGCAAAUGGCGUUGGAAGCCUUCGUAUCUUCAAUUGAUUGGGAUUUGGAAUCAUAUCCAGCCUACGAGGAUUUCUUCGUCCUGCCCUUCCUCGUCCUCUUCUUCCCCUGCGUUCGGUUUUUUCUUGAUAGAUUCGUGUUCGAGAAAGUUGCAAACCGUUUUGUACUCGGAAGCAAGUUUGAAAAGGUUGAUUCAGAAACAGAAGAGGGAAGAAAAAAGAUUAGAAAAUUCAAGGAGUCAGCUUGGAAAUGCUUGUAUUUUCUUUCAGGAGAACUGCUAUCUCUUUAUGUUACUUACAAUGAGCCAUGGUUCAAAGACACAAGAUAUUUUUGGGAAGGACCUGGAGAUCAGAUUUGGCCUGACCAAAAGAUAAAGUUAAAACUUAAGGCUUCUUAUAUGUUUGCUGCUGGAUUUUACACAUAUUCAAUAUUUGCAUUGAUGUUCUGGGAAACAAAGCGAUCGGACUUUGGUGUCUCUAUGUCUCAUCACGUUGCAACUGUUGUGCUUAUAAUACUGUCUUACAUAUUCAGCAUUUUUCUUCAGUAAACCGAUACUGUAUAAAGAGCUGGUGGUUAGAGUGAACAUGUCAAUAAAGAAACCUACAAUAGGCAUAUCCAUGAGCUGCAAGUGUAGCUGGAGUUUAUAGUGAGCUAUUGCGGAUUACGAAUUGGUUCCCGGAGAAGGAAUACAAUUAAAUUAUCAAAUGUCUUCUGAAAAGCGUUGGAAUAAAUAAAUGACAGUUGUUUCUCAUUUUAUAAAUUACAAUCGCUUGUUCUAUAGGUUUCCAUAACACUUCUGGAAAACGGCAACUAGCUAUGUUGUAUGGAAGUUGCUUGUAGCUUUAAUAAGCAUAGAAGAUAGGUGUGUGUAAAAGCAAAGACAGUACAUCAGCAUAUGAAGUAUGCUAUACUUCAUAUAUCUAUUUGACUAAAGGAUGGCAAAUUAAUAUGAAAUGGCAAGGAUAUUAGAAUAAAGCCUGGUUAAUUGGCCAAG
This is a messenger RNA of Dendrobium catenatum, 1139 nucleotides long. Its product is annotated as ASC1-like protein 1. Gene Ontology annotation, biological process: ceramide biosynthetic process. Gene Ontology annotation, molecular function: sphingosine N-acyltransferase activity. The coding region runs from base 153 to 692 and encodes 179 amino acids. Gene Ontology annotation, cellular component: endoplasmic reticulum; membrane. The record is from RefSeq and is a predicted model, not a curated record. Lineage: Eukaryota; Viridiplantae; Streptophyta; Magnoliopsida; Asparagales; Orchidaceae. The transcript has 4 exons.